Messenger RNA from Puntigrus tetrazona (Sumatra barb), 5776 nucleotides. Its product is annotated as protein SFI1 homolog. The record is from RefSeq and is a predicted model, not a curated record. Bases 162 to 4598 code for a protein of 1478 amino acids. The transcript has 23 exons. NCBI's taxonomy places the organism in Eukaryota, Metazoa, Chordata, Actinopteri, Cypriniformes, Cyprinidae.
ACUAACAAGCAACAUGCUGUUGCCUGAGGAAAACACAGAUGAGCCUCCAUAUGCUGCAAAACGCGGUACAACCUCAUACAAGAGCACCCCGCUGAGCAGACGUUCAGCAAACACUCUUCAAGAGAGAAACAGACUGCACUUUUGAUCUCCCCCACCGCACCAUGUGGAACAAGAACAUUUACUCGGUCUCAGAUGCUGCAAGUGGCUCAAAAAAUGCCAAGAGAGAUACGAGACCAAGUGAUGCUAAAGCCUUCAGAUCUUGUAAUACGGCAGCCGAGAGUAAGUGUGUGCAAUGGAAAACCCCAGAGAGGGAUUUUACUGAGGAUUCCUCAUUAUCUUCGGUUUCAAAGAGACACAGCCAGCCGACCUGCUUUAAUUCUGCAGACAUUGCUUAUAAAGCCCAUAAGGAAACGCUUGGUUUUCAAAGGCAAGAUGAAAGGCUUUCGUCCUCUACCUUUCAUGAGCUUCUCGAGUCCUCGUGGAACUCUGCAAACUUGCAUUGCUCGAUGCUACACUACAACGCAAGUGAACAUGCGGUCUCCUUUGUUGAAUGUCAGACACCUGACGUAUCUGUAUCCAGCGCUUCCUCUUCUGCUGUACCUGUCAUUUCUAAAAGAGAAAGGAACUGCAUUACAAGAGGUAUCAAAAGACAACCAAGACGGGGCUCUAGUUACGUCCCAGAUAUUUCUAUAUACGGCAAAUCAUCAAAUGAAUCGGGCGAAAACGAAGAUUUUGUCAGAGACAUGAGGCUUUGUAGUAACACAUGCGCUUUUGGAGGGCCUACAGAGGUUUAUAUGGACCAAGCAAUGCAAAGAGUUUCUCUCAGAGGAGCAUGCAAGCCUCAUCGAGGACUGGAAGGAAGCAGAAAUGAACGAGUGUGUACUGAUGGGCAAUACUUCGUGUCUCAACAACAACAUUCACCUUUUAAGUGCAAACCCAUUACCGCGACAGAAGCUCAGCUGGACGUGGCACCAGAGGCUCAAAGUGAUGAAAAGAAAAUACAAGAAAGGUGUGAGGAUCUCUACAAGUUUCGUCUGCAGUUGCGCUGUCUGAGAAUGUGGUCCAAUAGACUCAGGUUGCUGUCUCAAGCCCGCUGUAAUGACAGGAGACGGGCUCUAAGCAAAGCUCUAUAUGCUCUGAGAUGGGCUGUCAACAUGCAUCGUGCUCAAACCGAUGCAGUGGAGAGGAGGAGAAGCGCUUUUCUGCUCUGUCAGAGUUUUUAUCAGUGGAAGAAUCGCUGUGAGAGCAGACACCUGAAGAUCUCACUCCACGAUCAGCGUAACACAGAAGCUUUGAGAAAGCGACUCAUUCAGCCCCGCAGAGCUUCAGUUGUGAUGAGCACAUGCUCCAGCUGCAGGAACCUGCCUGUGCUCAGAACGGCUGUGAUUCAUCAUCAUUUAUCUGUACUGUAUAAGCACUGGCUGCUCUGGAGGCAGGUGUGUUUAAAACGUUCAUCUGGAAGACUGCAGGGGUGGUGGGCUUGUGUUUGGUGGGACAGGAGACUCCAGAGCAGAGCCUGGACCCUGUGGACAUUAACCUGGCAGUGGUCACAGCUGGCCACACAUCAGUACAGGAGGCAUGUCUUAUCAUCUGCAUGGAAGGACUGGAAGAUCAGGAACGGUCAGAAGAGGUUGGAGAAGUUGAUUCAGUCCAUUCAGAGGAGCAACCUUCUUCACUUCUUCCAUCUCUGGAAGAAAAGAGCAGAGACUCUUCAAAAAGACAGAGGAAAAGAAUUUGUUCUGAGCCAACGCACCCUGCACUCCUGGCACUGCUCUGUUCAGAAGAAAAAGCUAACACGAUUGAGCGGCAGAGCCCAAUGGACGCUUUCCAGGCGAAUGUUAGCAGUAACCUUCAGGAAGUGGAGAGAUGUCUCAGAGAGCACGCGGGACACGAGGAGAUGUCUGGAGAGAGUGCACCUCCUGCAGGAGAAGGGUAGAUUGCGGGCUGCGUUCGCCGUUUGGCGUCAAAGCGCUGGGCUGAGGAAGGAGUUAAGGAGAAUCGGGGAGAAUUCACAAAGAGCUCAACUCUCACGGUGUUUAUCAGCGUGGAGAACACUGGUUCAGUGCAGUGCAUUGCUUCAUCAGAAAAAAGCUCUGAUACUCAAGACAUGCUUCCAGCACUGGAGCAGAUCUCUACAGCUGCACGCUCUUCAUAAACGUUUCCUCAUCCAGUCUCAUACAAGACACAAAAGCACAGGUUGGGAAAAACUUGUGGCUCAUAAGAUGGAAGUGUUCAGAUGGAAAACAGGUACUUCGGCAGAAGGACUAUCAACCAGACUUCUGCUCCACAACGCUCUUCAAAAGUGGAAAGAGAUUUUCGAGAAACACCGGUUGGCCAAGUCAGCUCAUGACAGAGCUCUUCAGAGGGCUGUUCUUCUGGAGUGGUACAGACGCGCUCAGGCUGCUUUCUCUCGCAGAGUGCUGCUCUUCAGAGACAGACUGGCUCGUCUUCAUCCUCUGAUGUCCACCGCUGUGCCUCAGGGUCAGCUUUACUUACUACGAGUCCUCAGCAGGAUGAUGCACCCCGAUCUGAGUCUGGCUUUUUCCGAGUGGAGUAGUCUGGUGCGCACCAACAGAGAGAGGAGACUGCAGGCGGAUCUCCGUAGAAACAGCAGGAGAUGUGAAGAGCUGACUGCGGUUUUCAGAGUGUGGAGAGCUCAAACACAGAUGCACCGCCGGGCAGUUCGACACUGGGAGAGGAGGGUGCUCUUUCAGUCAGUCUUUCGGUGGAAACAAAUGGUUUGGCAGAGACUCGAGAAACAUUUGUUGGAGCAGCAAGCGGCAGUUACUCGUGACACCAGUCUACUCACACACUGCUUCUCUACAUGGACCAGACUGGCCGUAGGGCCGCACUGCGAGUGGCAGAAGAGUGCUGCUGAACUGAUGAGGAGCAGAACAGACAAACACAGACUGAAUGUGAGCUUUUCCACGUGGGUUACGUGUGCACGCCAGCAGCAGACCGGCAGAGCCUUUUAUACUCACACUCUACAAAAGAGUGUGUUUUUAGGUUGGCUGAGCUGUGUUCAGGUCUGUAAGCAGAGGCAGGCGCUGGCCCUGUUCUUUACACACUCCAGACUUCUGCGUGUGUGUUUCUGUCAGUGGAGAAUCAUCUGUGCCGAGCAGCGGCUCGCCAUCAGCAAAGCACAACACACACUCCACCUGAGAGCCAAAGCUAUCUUACAGCAGUGGAGGAAACACACACACCUCAGGGUCUCUCGAUAUGCUCUCUUGUGUGAGUGCGAAGAGAGGAGGAAGACCGCAGUAAAGAGAAGAACCUUUCUCAAGUGGAAUCAAGCAGUGGAGCAUUUCAGAGGAAUUCAGCAUUAUCACCAAAGAGCCUUAAAGCACAGGUGCUUCUCUCAGUGGCUCCGUGAGCUCAGACGUCGUUCAGAGCUGCUGCGUGUGAGCAGGGAGCUGGAGGACGUCUGGACGCAGACACUACAGAGGAGAGCUGUCCGUCUCUGUCUGAGUGUGUGGGGAGAGAGACUCGCCGAGAGGAAGACGGCCCGUCUGUCGGUGCUUCAGUGGAGAGUGAGAAACGCGUUCCUGUGCUGGAAAACAGCGUUCAGACAGAGACUCAGGAGCAGAGAUCACUGGACACAGAAAGAGCAGAGGAGGGCUCUGUCGGCGUGGCAUAGACAGACAGUGACAGGUCAGAGACUGAGGUACAGAGAGGCCUGCUUCCAGUACAGCCGUGAGAUGAGCCUGCAGGCGGCUGUAUUCAUGCAGUGGAGAAGAGCCCUGAUCCAGGGAGAGCGGAGGCAGUGUGCUCUGGAGAGCCUGCUCAUCAUCCAUCAAAACCGAGUCGGAGAUCAAGAACCAAAAACCAUCACAGCAUUUAACUGCAGAUUACUUCACAAGUGGUUCAGGCAUUGGACGCAUAGCAGGGAUUUGUUGAAAGCAGCAGACGCGUUUUAUAUGAAGAAGAGAAGAAACAAGGCCAGGUUUGUUCUGAGUACAUGGUCACGGUGGGCCAAAGAAUGUAAAGCUCAGAGGCAGAUGGGGGAGGCUGUGGGUCUCUGGCUGGAGGGCAGAGCGGUUUCUAGAAGUUUCCGUCGAUGGGUCAAAGUGUAUCAAGAUGAGCAGAAAGCAUCUCACCACAGACAAACACUGCUUUCACACGGUAUCACAGAAGUGGAGAGAAGAGGAGAGCAGGGACUGACCCGACUCUACUGGACCUGCUGGAAAAACCAAACCGAAGCAUCUCUGCUCUAUACACAACAAUAUGAGUGCUCUGUGCUGCAGAGAGCCUGGCUCACCUGGAGAAAGAGACGCAUCAGGAACAGAGUGUCUGGAGAUUGCUCGGCCGCUUAUAACAAAGUGCUAUUGGCUCAGGCAGAUGGAAGCCAUCCAGUGCAGAUCAGAGCAGACUGCGGAAGCUCCUCACAGAACAAUCAUCGUUUACCCAGCAUGCGGUGUUCAGCAACAGAUCUACGGCAACCUCCCCGCGUUCCAUCCUGUCGCGUCAAAUUCUCCUGCACAUUUACGAACAUUAUCAACACGGGCAAAAAGGAACCCGUUGCAACCACUUCAAGGUGGACUUCAUUUGACCUUUUUUCUUUUUCAACUUUAUUUGCAGCAGUUGAACGGUGUUUUUAGGGUCUAAUAUGAACACUUGGAGCCAGUCGGAGGAAAAUUAACCCACAGGGUCCGCCAUUGUGAUUGAUUUCAUGCUCUAUAUAUAUCACCUUUUGGAAGUUUUAUUGUAUUUAUCAAUACGUUUCAGACGCGGACUUUUAUCUAGAGUUAACAGCAGAGAGAACCAAGGUGUGGUGGGUUUUCUCCACCUGUUUUACUAUCAACCAAGCUGGAAAGAGUCAUAUCAAACCUCUCCCUAUAAGGACAGUUCACAAAAAAUUGUAUUCACGUUCAAGUUUUCCAAACCUAUGAGUUUUUUUCUUUUGCUGGAUAAUGUUUUUUUAGAGAGUCUUUGUAACCUAAACAGCUGAUGUACCUCAUUGACGUCCGCAAUAUAUUUUUUCUCCCACGCUAUGGAAGCCACUGGGGUUCAUCAGCCGUUUUGCUUAAACGUAUUCUUCAAAAUGCAUUGUUUUUGUGUGCAGCAGAAAACCAUACAGGUUUGGAACAACUUAACGGUGUUUAGACGUAGCGGAACUAGCUGCUAGUGAUUAAACAGUGAUUGUGAGAGAUUCUUUAAGAUAAAACUGGGUCUUCGGCAUUUUUCAGGGAAAGGACCCCUUAAUCUAAAACAUUCGAAUUUGUGUCUUAACUGUAACUCAGUGCUGUAAGUGAGUUAAUGUUAAGUACUUAUGAAACAUUCUCAUUUUCCACAAGAUAUUUUCAGGCACUUUGACAUUUUGUGUGGCCAGUCCUCUUUGCACGGGUGUUGAUAGAUACGGUAUUUCCAGAAGAAACUGAAUUCCCAGAAGAUCCUUGAGAAAUGCCAGCGGUUCAGAGGGUUCACUUAUAUAACGGCCCUAUAGUGAGUUUAGAAUGAGUGUGUCAGGUUACUGACUCCUCCUCCUCCUCUCAUGCAGAACGACAAGAACUUUUGUGUGUGAUUUUGUUUGCUAAGUUAGAAGCAUUUUAUACACUGUGAUGUAGAACUUUUAUUUUAUUUGUCCAAUAAAAAAAUCUUUUUGCAAUACAUUUUGAUGAAAAAUCUGCUUUUGUUGUAGUAUCCUGUAACAGUUUUUACAAAUUCUGGAGAUAUUUCAAUCAUUUUAAUGUGUCCUAGAUAUACAUGCUAAAUGUACUUAUUUAGUAACAACAGUGAAUUAAGGAUAAUUAUUAACAUAACCCUAUAUAUAUAUAUA